Molecule: messenger RNA, 96 nt
Organism: Lachancea lanzarotensis
Lineage: Eukaryota; Fungi; Ascomycota; Saccharomycetes; Saccharomycetales; Saccharomycetaceae
Source: the annotation of a RefSeq genome assembly
UGUGGCAGAUUCUCUCUCAAGGAGGCUACAGGUAGGGUCAGGAAGAAGAAACCUAUACAAACGUUCGCCCUCCGGUUUACAAACAGCGCAAUUUGA